This is a messenger RNA of Pseudocercospora fijiensis CIRAD86, 2610 nucleotides long. RefSeq lists its product as uncharacterized. The record is from RefSeq and is a predicted model, not a curated record. The transcript is spliced from 19 exons. The coding region runs from base 1 to 2610 and encodes 869 amino acids. NCBI's taxonomy places the organism in Eukaryota, Fungi, Ascomycota, Dothideomycetes, Mycosphaerellales, Mycosphaerellaceae.
AUGGGAUGCUUCCGCCAUUGCCAAACGGCCUUUCCGGCAAAUGCUCUUUCCUUCGGACUGCUGCUUGACCUUUCCCGCAAAAGCUCUCUUCGGACUGCUGCGCUGAUUGCAUCGCAUCACCUUCAUUCGGAGAUGCGCUGCUGCUCUUCAAUCUGGUGCUUUGGUCCCUUGCCGAAGGUCCUUUCCCGCAAAUCCCAUCGGCUUAUCACAAUCACUCUGCGGGCUUGCUGCGCUGACAUCCUCAUGGCCUAUGGUCCAAAUCUGCUUGCCAACGGAUUCGCUGCUUCGCCACUGCUUCAUUCUCGGGAGCUGGAGAGAUCGGCAACUUCUCUGCUGCUUCUUGUGGACGACGCCUUCAUGCUCAAAGAUUCUGCACUUCGCCUGGCCGACUUCACUGCUCCUCAUCGAUACUGCACUUCGGCGUGUUCAAAGAUUAGUCAACAUUACUGCUCCUUAUUAUUAUCCGUGCCUUCUCCCUCGAAGAUCCCGAACUUUCUCAACUCCUGUACUGCUCAAAAUCAGCUUCCACAGCCGCUACUCAAACCCAGUUUCCACAACUACGUGGUUCAAAGAUUGGCCAACAUUACCGCUUCCCCUCGUCUUCCGCGCUUUCACGCUCGAAGAUUCUAUAGGUCGUCAGCUGCUCUGCUGGUCAAAUCUACGUCUGAAGAAGCCGUGGUUCAUGGUCUGGCCAAACUGACGGCUGCUCCUCGUCAUCUGCACCUUUACGCUCGAAAAUGCUGCAGCCAGUCAACUGCCCCGCGGCAAACCCAGUUUCUACAGCCACGUCUUUCAAAGACGGGCAACAUUACCGCCUCGCCUCGUCAUCCGCGCUUUCUCACCAGAGGAUUCUACAGGCCGUCAACUUUUCCGCUGGUCAAAUCUACGUCUAACGAGGCCGUGGUUUAUGGUCUGGCCAAAAUGACUGCUGUUCCUCGUCAUCCGCGCCUUCAUGCUCAAGAAUACUGUACUUCAUUAACAACUCCGCUGCUCAAAUCUACCACUGACGAGGCCGAGGUUCAUGGUCUGGGCAAAGUCACUGCUCCUGAUCCUGUAAUACCCUGGACUUUUGACGAUGUUCAGCUGACUGUACCGGAGAACGACAUGCUUUUCUCUUCGCCUACAGGAGUCAACUGUGUGCAGUCGCCAGCGGUUACAUUCCCAUCGGCUGCCUUCUUGUGCCUUAUGGGGACGACGUACGACCCCAAGAGCGUGGGAUCACGCUUCACAAGGUUCACGCUUCACAAGAAGCGAUAUGGUGGGCGGAGCAGACCACAUGACACCGUUGCCCAAGCACUCCAUAGCGGACGUUGGUCGAAAAGGAGUGAACAUCCGAGUGGCUGCAACACGUCUGAUAGCUGGUCCAGUCUCGCCGAUGCGCCAGUUGUUGUACCACUAUCCGUGGGUAUCUUUGGCGCCUCUCUUGAGCAUAAGCAAGACCGUUGGAAAAUGACAUGGAGACCAAUGGCACGAAGGGCUGAUAACACGGAGGCUGAUGGCAUGAAAGCUGGUGGCAUGAAAGCUGAUGGCAUGGAGGCUGAUGGCAUGGAGGCUGAUGGCAAGAAGGCUGGUGGCAUAAAGGCUGACAGCAUGGGGGCUGGCUGGUGGCAUGAAGGCUGGCUGAUGGGGUGGAGGAUGAUGGGGCGUAGGACUCGCGUUGCCACGGAGCUGCAAAACAUCCCAAGGACAUCGAUCUCCAGAAUAGAUACAAAUGGCUGGCCGCUGGAAGCCAAACAACGUCAGGCCGUACUCCAAGACGCCGCCAUCGCAACUCUUCAAGCUGAACAUCCGGGCAGCAACAAACGAAUGAACUUCCUGGAGCCGAACGCGCUGCUCGAGCGAGCAUGGCUCCCAGCGCGGAUGACACCUCUGGCACGGAUUCCUGUUACGACUCCAUAUCUACCGACUGACUCUGUGCCUUGUACCAACAGCUUCGGGCGUGUCCGCAAGUUUGAACCGUGGGGAAGACGAUUCGCGCCUUAUGGUAUUCCAGCCUGCGACAAUGGCGGAAGCUUGCAAGGUUUGAAGGCUGCAAGCGGGCACAAGAAUGUAUGCAUUGAGACAGGACGCGAGCAUUUCGAUCGGGGCCUCUUCCUGCGGGAAGUCGCACCGGCUGCAGAAGAAAUCGAUAUGCACCAUCCACGCAAGUCUUCGAUACAGUGGUCCCGUACGUUACGCAUUUCAGUCGAUGGGAAGGAAGCACUUGAAAGCAUGAAUGCAAUUGUUGGACAUAAUCACAAAAGCUGCAACUACGAUUCCGAUACCCGAACAAUCCCACUCCGCAAGACUCUUAAUCCCAAUCCCAAUUUCAUCCCAUCUCAACUCUCCAGCUUCCCUUGCCUUCGCUAUAAUCCCAUACACAACCAUCCCGCUACCUUGGUCGUCACGACUCAGAAUCAGAUUCAGACUCGUGCAGAACCUUUCCAUCGCUUCAUUCUGUUGAAACUGAACUGUGCAUACCGUACCUCAUUUGCAAUGGGCUGUAAAACACCACCAAACCACAUUCCAUCGCCACGAUUCUUGUACACUUCCAGCGGGAACACUGAAAACCAAAGAAGGCGAAGAUCCAAAGGGAAUGUGCUCUCAAGUCUGUGGGCGGGGGCCAGGUAA